GCGGAGCUUUCACCCGCGUCACGGAACGAAGCUAGCGUCCGAAGCCCGACUUUUAUCACAUAUGGGCCAAAACUUGAUAGCAUCCAUCACGCACGUAAAUGUGGGUGAUGUUGUUGCCAUUAUUGUCUUGCUUGCCUUUUUCUGGCUGGAUUAUGCGCAGGAUUGGUUUACGUAUAACAAGGAUUGGAUACAUCAGCUAGCCCCUGAAAAAUCCAAAGGUUUACUUAUUGCGUCCAACAGCGGUCGAAAGAGCGAAGAACUCAGCCAAAAACCGAGGACGGAAAGCGAUGUGGAGGAGAUUCAUAUAAAAGUCCUCCUUCUUCGGCUUCGUCGACCCCAACCAACAGAAGCAGGACAGAGGGCAAGAUUGGGGGCGGAGGACGCAGACGAAAGAAAGUCUCCUCACUACCUCCGGUUUUUCCCACUCCCUCCUAAGGAAGUCGUCCCGUCCACGGCCUCCAGGCAUGAGGGCAGCGGCACGGGGAGUGGAUCCUUGGGGAGGGAGAGGUGGCGCCCCCGACGGUUGAGGAUAGAGGUCUGGGAGGAGGAGGAGGGAGAGGAGGGAGGAAGCCGUCUUCCUGCCUAUCUUGCUGACAUUGAUGGAGUCAUAGUCCGGGCCAGCAAAGCCUCCAUCGCGGCACUUCCAUGCACUGUCGCCAGGCUUCGGGAAAGGGUUCCGGCCGCCGCUCUCUCCCUCCCGCCCUCCGAUCCUCCGUGCCCGCCCCCCCGUCCCUGGAUGAUCCUCUUCCAUCAGCCUCAAGGCAGCGCGGACGAUCGAGAAACAGGAAGGGAGGAGGAAACGGGCCCAGAAAUCGGGGAGGAAAGUGCAUCUACCCUUGCAGCAGCUUGCGGGGUCACACGUGUCUUGCUGCCUUCUCCUCCCUCCUCCUCCUUCUCCUCAACCUCCUCAUUCCUUCCAUUGUCAUCGUCUCGCUCCCCAUCCCCGCCCUCCCUCUCCUCCGCCUUCCAUAUGAUGAUCAGCGACGUC
Messenger RNA from Nannochloropsis gaditana CCMP526, 988 nucleotides. RefSeq lists its product as uncharacterized. The annotation marks the transcript as partial. The transcript is spliced from 4 exons. The record is from RefSeq and is a predicted model, not a curated record.